This is a messenger RNA of Metarhizium robertsii ARSEF 23, 1704 nucleotides long. Its product is annotated as phosphate permease. The record is from RefSeq and is a predicted model, not a curated record. Lineage: Eukaryota; Fungi; Ascomycota; Sordariomycetes; Hypocreales; Clavicipitaceae. Bases 1 to 1704 code for a protein of 567 amino acids. Gene Ontology annotation, molecular function: phosphate transmembrane transporter activity. Gene Ontology annotation, biological process: transmembrane transport; phosphate ion transport. Gene Ontology annotation, cellular component: membrane. The transcript is spliced from 4 exons.
AUGUCUAGAAACGGGCCAUCAGUUGUCGCCAAGACGUCUGGAGGUAACAGUGCCUACCACAACUUCCACAAUGACUUUUUACACGUCUCCGAUCUCAACGAGCGUCGUCGUCUCGCCCUCGCCGAGGUCGACAAGGCCCCUUUCGGCUGGUACCAUGUCCGCGCUUGUGUUGUCGCCGGUGUUGGUUUCUUCACUGAUUCCUACGACAUCUUCACGGCCUCUCUCUUGACCACCAUGUUGGGAAUAGUCUACUACCCUGGCGUCGGAGCUAUGCCUACCAGCUCUGAUAACGCCAUCAAGCUGGCUACCUCUGCCGGAACUGUUGUUGGCCAGCUUGGUUUCGGUAUGUUGGCCGACUUGGUCGGUCGUAAGAAGAUGUAUGGUCUCGAACUUAUCGUCAUUAUCUUUGCUACAAUCGGCCAGGCUCUGACCUCUGGUUCUCCCGCUUGUGACAUCAUUGGUCUCAUCAUUUUCUGGCGCGUGAUCAUGGGCAUUGGCAUUGGUGGUGAUUAUCCUCUGUCCUCCAUUAUCACUUCCGAAUUCGCUACCACCAAGUGGAGAGGCGCCAUGAUGGCUGCUGUGUUUGCCAUGCAGGGUCUUGGCCAGCUUUGCGCUGCCUUUGUCAUGCUUUUCGUUACCCUCGGUUUCAAGGGUUCUCUUGAGGGCGCCAAGGACAAGCAGCAUUGCACUGGCGACUGUCAGGUUGCUGUUGACAAGAUGUGGCGUACUCUGAUCGGCUUUGGUGCUGUUCCUGCUUGCAUUGCCCUUUACUUCCGUCUCACCAUCCCAGAAACCCCUCGUUAUACCUUCGAUGUUGCUCGCGAUGUCGAAAAGGCCGGCGACGAUGUCAAGGCUUACAUGACCGGAAAGCAUGAAGGCGAGCCUGACGAGGUCACCCGCGCCACCAUGGCUCAGCAGGCCAAGGACAACCUCGAGGUCCCCAAGGCCAGCUGGGGUGACUUUUCUCGCCAUUAUGCCAAGCCCAAGAACUUUCUUCUCCUGCUCGGGACUGCUGGUUCCUGGUUCUGCCUCGAUGUCGCUUUCUACGGUCUCUCGUUGAACAACGCUCAGAUUCUCCAGACCAUUGGUUUCGCCACCAGCGGCAAGUCCGUCGCCAACGUGUACCAGUUCCUGUACAAUACCGCUAUUGGUAACUUGAUUAUUGUUUUGGCUGGUGCUGUGCCAGGGUACUGGGUCUCUGUCGCCACCAUCGACACCCUUGGCCGCAAAACUAUCCAGCUUGGUGGCUUCAUCAUCCUCACCAUUCUGUUCGUCGUCAUGGGUUUUGCUUACAACCACAUCUCUUCCAACGGCUUGUUGGCUAUUUAUGUCCUUGCUCAGUUUUUCUUCAACUUUGGCCCCAACACCACAACCUUCAUUGUUCCCGGCGAAGUAUUCCCAACCCGAUACCGUUCUACUUCCCACGGUAUCUCUGCCGCCUCUGGCAAGGUUGGUUCCAUCAUUGGCCAGGGUGCCAUUUCUACUCUGAAGACGCACAAUGGCCAAAAUUGGAUGGACCACGUCUUGGAGAUUUACGCUCUCUUCAUGUUGCUCGGUUGCUUCACUACACUGCUCAUUCCUGAAACUGCUCGCAAGACACUCGAGGAGCUCUGCGGCGAGGACGACUACGCUGUCACCCACGCCGACCGUGGCUCCAAUGGUACCCACGACCUCAACGGGGAGGAGCCCGUCAAGACCUCCUAA